AUGAAAGCAGUCUUUACUUUGCGGGUACAAAGUUUCUUCCCAAUUGGGUUCUCCAAAUACCUACCAUAUUGGACUUUUGGCGCCACAAGUAAUGACUUGGUUGAUUCAGAACUUGUGCUACAGUGGCAAGAAAAUGCAUUUAUACCUUGUACAGGUGCCGGCAAAGACCAACUGCCUAUUGCACCGUGGAUUCAAAAUAAGCGGGAUAUUGAAAAGCUACGAAGUGAAUUAGACACUCCUAACGAUAUCUGUCGAUACACAUAUGAUUAUACCAGAAACGAAAUUGCUCAAUAUGCUAAACUUGUUGAAUUACGUAUCAAGCAAAAGAGGUCUUUUGAUGAAUUGAUGACAAGUCUCACACUCUCGCAGCCAGAGGAUGAUGAUCCAGGCAAAUGGGGCCGCAUGACAAUGGAUAGCAAUGGUGUCCAGCAAAUUGUAUCAGCACUCGAUGUUGUUUACAACCCAAAAUCAACAAAUACCGAAAGGAGGGAUGCACAGUCGUUUCUUGAAACAAUAAAGUCCAAUGAAGAAUCACCAUUCUGGGGGUACCAAUUAGCCCUUCCCGAAAACAAUGGCUCGAAUUAUAUCGUCCGAUAUUUUGGGCUUACGUUGCUACAAGGGUCAAUUAGAUACAAGUUUCAUACAUUUGAUUCUACCAAAGUAUCGGCAAUCAAGAACUGGGUUAUCGAAUUGGCCAACAAGAUACUUGAUGAUGAUCCCCAUUACAUGAAAGAAAAGAUUGCCUUUCUUUGGGUUGCGUUGGCAAAAAGAAUAUGGGGAAGCUAUUUGGUAAAAUCGAGGGAGCAUGAUAUUGAAUCAAACAAUGCUAGCCAGGAGGAGAAUAGCGAUGCAAAAGCAGCAGUGACACCACAAGAAGCAGAAGACGGAUGGGUGUCAAUGGACUCCAACUUGUGGUCUCUUUGGAAUAGUAAUGUCACAUGCCGUGAAUUGUCAUUGGUCAUUAUAAGAACCCUUUUUGAGGAUAUAUAUUUACUUGAUGAUGCUAUUGCUUCUAAAAAUAGUGUUGUACUAAAUCAAUUGUCGGUUCUAAUAACAACACCCGACAAAGUACUAGACACAAUUUACGAAAACAAUACAAAAUUUUCUAUAUGCAAGGCUUCUACUGAUGGAUGGUUUGUCACCUGGUCAAGGUUCUUACUUGAAGUUGUGGCCAAUAAUGAAUUCCAAAACGAAGUAUAUCAAAAGUAUGUCACAAAGAUUCUAUCGACAUUCAAAACGUGUUUACAUUGGAUACAUCCAAGAGUAUUGCGAGAAGAAAACGUAUUGAACACAUUGAUUAACAUGUUGACCAUACCUGAUGUUAAAAUAAAAACAUUAGCGGUUGAUUGCUUACACAUUAUAUUCACCAGGACGUAUUCGCAGGAUGACGAGUUUGAUUUCUUUAUUGGAUCGAUAUUCACGACAGAAGGUAUCAACAAGUUGGACGAGUUUUACCAGUCGUUGCAGUUGGAUCCUGAUGACAUCGACGAGCAAGUGUACUCAUUGCUAAAAAAGACAGUGGAAAUGAUUGUAUCGCUAAGUGAAUACCUAAACAUCUCAUCCAAACACAAGGUCAAUUGGGAAAAGAGCGAUGUUGAUGGGUACUUGAGACUAGUAUUGAAAACGACAGACCAUCCUAGUUUAAUCAUUAGUGGACUAUCUUUGCAAAUGUGGGUGACUAUUCUAAGGUUUGAUGAACUUAGUGCCAAACGUCAAAUAGUUGACAUAAUGAUGCAAUUGCUAGAUAUUGCUGCCAAUAGGACGAUAAAUUUUCUCUGGGAUGAUGAGCAUGUUUCAAAGAAAUUCUUUGAUAUUGAUUUUGAUUCAACUCCAGAUGCUACGAGCUUCCUACAAAACUAUCGCAAAUUCAAUGAAGAUAUCAUUAGAAUAACAGUUUGUAAAAAACCAGAGGAAGGGCUUAUUUGGCUUGAGAAUAGGUUGCAAAGUUUCUUUAGUAGUGAGUUGGGCAGCCAGUGCAUAAAUGAUUACAAUUUGGGCGAAAAAUCGAAAGCAUUCAACUACGGAUCAUCUCAGUUCAACAUAAUAGAAAACAGUAUUCGAGGAAUUUCUCGAUGGAGAAUAUGGUAUAAUGGCGAAGAUUUCACCGCAAUAGAUGACCGCUUGAACAAACUUGUCAUUCAAUUGGGUGAACGGUUGUUGGCGAUGAAUUUGGCGUCACCCUUGAUUAUCAGGAAACAAGUACAAACCUUGGUUCAGUUCGCGCCGUUGUUGAAAGGAGUUGAUAGCCCAUUGAUGUUUCAAAUUCUAGAAAAGAUUCUCACUACAGCUACAUUCCCAUAUCCACCAAACAUCUCAGACGAAGACAAGGAAUUGAUUCGUGAUUUGCGAGCUAGCUGUGGUACGGAAUUGAAUAGACUUGCCUACAUCAUGCCGGAAGCGUUGAAGAAUAUUUUCAACGACUUGGAGAGCGUCGUAGCUAAUAUCCUUUCCUCGGAUAAAGUUAGUGCUCAUGAAAACGUUGCUUUCAAGUCUUUCCUACUAGUUAUUGCAUCAAGGUCAUCAAUUGAUGACAAGAAUGAUCUUUUUGCCAAAAUUGUCGACCCUGAUUUGGCUGCGUGGUCGGCACCGGAGACAGAAAAGGGUUUAAUGGAUUUGCACUGGUUUAUGGAGAGGAUUGGAAUUGUUGAGAUUGCGUCGUAUUUUCAAAAACGUGGAAUUACGGCAUCAACAAAUUUAUUAGAGGCCAAAAUGGACGAUGAAGGCAAGAUAUUGAAGCAGAAGCUAAAGGAUCAUUGGAGCUCGAUUUUUCCUAUUCGUGCAACAAGAAUUUUUAUUCAGUAUAGUAUUGAGAAAUUGAGCCAUGAUCAGCCAGAGUAUUUAAAUUUACUUAAAUUAUGGAAACCCCGCGUGCAGCCAAUUGUACCACAUAUUUUACAACUAUUGACACAAAUUCAGGCUUACCACGACCCAGCAAAUUGGGUAGAUUUACCAGCUGAAGUUCAGAGCUUUGUCAAGUAUAGUUGUACGGAAAGGUUUUGGCAACAGGGGGUGUCAAUUCAGUCCAAAGAAACUUUUAUCGAAGAGAAUGUUAAGGCUGCUUUGACAUUGAGAGAUUUUGCUGAUUCAGUGGGCCAUUUGAUUAGAUACACGAGAGAAUACGCAUUUUUAACGGUGGGGUCAUUAGCCCAGUUGGAAGAUACCCUUUAUGAAAUACCCAAUGUGGCCAGCAUGAUUUGGAAAGCAGUUGCUGGUGACACAGUAGGAAUUACAUUGCAUUCUUGGAAACACAUGAUAAACAGUUGUCUUCGAGUUGUUAUUAAAUUUUGUCCCGUGAAAUUUGUUGAAGUGUUUAUGAGCGAAUUGUUACCCAAGGCAUUGGGAGAUAUCGACGCUUUGCUUGUCAGCAAAUGGGACAAGGUAUAUAGCGAUGGAUUGCAAUUGCAAGGAAAUGAAGAUGACGAAACCUUGUCUGAGGAGAUGAUGGAAGAGCACAUGUUGAGACAAUUGACAGCAACGGUGGUUAGAAUGUUGAUGGAUAUUGUCGGACAGUACAACUCCAAGUCGCUCACCGAUACUCAAUUUGCUAGUAGGAAGUUGGUUAUCGAAAACAAGCAAGUUCUUGCUCCAUUUUUGACCCUCUGCUGUCACAUCAUUGCUUUCAAAGAUACAAAAUGUUCAUUCAAUACAAUUUUGGUCAUUAGGAAUAUCCUUAGCGAUAUUACCUCCAAGGAUGACGAAGUUGAUAAAUUUCUCUGUGAGAAUCUUAUCAAGUCGUUGGUGCAUGUGCUAUUAGAUGACUAUUUCGUCGAGACCCACAGUGAAGCUGCAUUGGUGCUUACUACAUUGUACUGCCAAUUGCGUUCCAAAAACGAUUAUGCUGCGAGAAUUCUAAUGCAGAGACUACCAAAUAUAAAGCCCCACCACAUUUCCAACUUUGAGAAUUUAUUGGUCAGCUCAAGAUCGCUAAGGCAUCAACGCAGUGCUCUCUUGGAAUUGGUCAAGAUCUCAAAAGAUAAUGGAUCCUACGAAGAGGAAGAUAUGAGCAAAAGGAAGAAGGAAUUGGACCAGGUUGCCAAGCGGAAGAAAGUGGGUGCUAAUGAAGUUGAUGUCAUGAAUGACCCGUAUACCGAGAAUGGAGCCUUGGGUAAUCUAUUUGGAGAGGAGUAA
Messenger RNA from Lodderomyces margitis, 4128 nucleotides. RefSeq names its product karyopherin (gene MSN5). The transcript has 4 exons. Gene Ontology annotation, molecular function: RNA binding; nuclear export signal receptor activity. Bases 1 to 4128 code for a protein of 1375 amino acids. Lineage: Eukaryota; Fungi; Ascomycota; Pichiomycetes; Serinales; Debaryomycetaceae. Gene Ontology annotation, biological process: RNA export from nucleus; protein export from nucleus. Gene Ontology annotation, cellular component: RNA nuclear export complex; cytoplasm; nucleus. The record is from RefSeq and is a predicted model, not a curated record.